Arabis nemorensis is the source of this 1437-nucleotide messenger RNA. The record is from the annotation of a GenBank genome assembly. Lineage: Eukaryota; Viridiplantae; Streptophyta; Magnoliopsida; Brassicales; Brassicaceae.
AUGGUGGCUUUUGCAGCAGAGAAGCAAGAUCGGAAUCUAUUGUCUAAGAUCGCAUCCGGUGACGGUCACGGCGAGAAUUCUUCUUAUUUCGAUGGUUGGAAAGCUUAUGAAGAAAACCCAUUUCACCCAAUUGAUAGACCCGACGGAGUAAUCCAAAUGGGUCUCGCUGAAAAUCAGCUUUGUGGAGAUUUGAUGCGUAAAUGGGUAUUACAACAUCCAGAAGCUUCGAUUUGUACAUCAGAAGGUGUGAAUCAAUUCAGCAACAUUGCAAUUUUCCAGGAUUAUCAUGGCUUGCCCGAAUUCAGACAAGCUGUAGCGAGAUUUAUGGAGAAGACAAGAGAUAACAAAGUUAAUUUUGAUCCUGACCAGAUCGUCAUGAGCGGCGGCGCAACCGGCGCACACGAGACGGUUGCUUUCUGUUUAGCAAAUCCCGGCGAUGGUUUCUUAGUCCCAACUCCUUAUUAUCCAGGCUCUAAUGGGUUUAAGAUCACUGUGGAAGCCUUGGAAGCUGCGUACCAAACAGCGAGGGAAUCGAACAUUCCGGUUAAGGGAUUACUCGUAACCAAUCCUUCGAAUCCGCUCGGUACGAUGUUAGACCGGGAAUGUUUGAUAUCUUUGGUUAAUUUCACCAAUGACAAAGGGAUUCACCUCAUUGCUGAUGAGAUCUAUGCUGCAACUACAUUUGGUCAGUCCGAGUUUAUUAGCGUUGCGGAAGUAAUCGAAGAGAUUCCGAAUUGCAACCGCGAUUUGAUCCAUAUUGUGUAUAGUCUAUCCAAAGAUAUGGGUUUGCCCGGUUUAAGAGUCGGUAUAGUAUACUCGUAUAAUAACCAAGUGGUUAACAUUGCAAGGAAAAUGUCGAGUUUCGGUCUGGUCUCAUCUCAAACGCAGCAUCUGAUCGCCAAAAUGUUAUCCGACGAAGAGUUUGUUGACGAGUUUAUCCGCGAGAGCAAACUACGGUUAGCUGCAAGACACACGGAGAUAACCACUGGUUUAGACAGUUUAGGUAUCGGUUGGUUAAAGGCCAAAGCCGGUUUGUUCCUUUGGAUGGAUUUAAGAAAUCUCUUGAAGACCGCUACAUUCGAUUCGGAGACCGAGCUGUGGCGCGUGAUCAUCCACAAAGUGAAGCUCAACGUGUCUCCAGGCGGUUCGUUCCAUUGCCACGAACCGGGAUGGUUUAGAGUAUGUUUUGCAAACAUGGACCACAAGACAAUGGAGACAGCUCUAGAGAGGAUCAGAGUGUUCACUAGACAACUCGAGGAGGAGAGCCUAGACCGGGUUAAACCGAUGGCUGCAACAACUAUGAUGGCUAAGAAGAAGAAGAAGUGUUGGCAGAGUAGCCUCCGGUUAAGCUUCAAUGACACGAGGCGGUUCGAGGAUGGCUUCUUCUCGCCUCAUUCGCCGGUGCCGCCUUCUCCGCUCGUACGUGCACAGACUUAA